CCAACUCACAUGUUCAUUGGAUUUCUUUCGACUCAUUCACUUGCCUCUGCGUUGUAUGGCUGCCUCGCCGUUCCCGUCUAUGUCCCAACACAUUUAGCCAUCUGAUGAAAGGAAAUAAUGAAGCUGGUGGUGAUGGAGAUCCGGGUGCUAGUCGGCAUGGAAAUUUUAUCAAUUAUUACAAAUUUCACCCGGCAAACGAACGUAUCUGUCAACUUCCGCAAGGCGUGUGGUUCUCUCAACAUCCGGACCGGAAAUAUAUCGCGCUGGAUGUCGGCUGCAACGCCGGGGAACUCACUAUCGAACUGCGUAAAUUUCUUCAAGAUAAUCUGACAGUAAAUACAGAUAUAAAUUUACUGGGUAUUGACCUCGAUCCCAUUUUAAUACAACGGGCACGUGAAAAUAAUUUUAAUCAAUCGAUUACUUUUGAAUACCUAGAUUUUGUGUUAUCUCAAAAUAGAAAUGAUAUUAUUCAAAAUUACUUGAAAAAAUUUGAUAGAGAUAAAUUUGAUGUUAUAUUUUGUUUUUCUAUCACAAUGUGGAUUCAUUUAAAUCACGGCGACGAGGGUCUUGUUAAAUUCUUGGAAGACAUUUGCUCGUAUACCCAAAUGCUUGUUAUUGAACCGCAGCCAUGGAAGUGUUACAGAAAUGCCUCAAGAAGAUUGAGACGUUCUGGUGAACAAGAUUUCACAUUAAUUAAUGUUUUAAAAUUAACCGGCGAUAUGGAGAAACACAUUGUCGAUAUUUGUACUCAAAAAUGUGGAUUUCAAAAAGUUUCUAUCAGCGAAGACAAUAGCUGGGGUAGAAAACUUUUGAUUUUUAAUAAAAAUUAAUUCUUAAAUAAUUAUUUCGGCUGCCCAAUUUAAAAACACAGUAAAGGGGAAAUUUUUAAAAAUCGAUAUUUCAGAAUUUUUACUUCUAGUGAACAUGAU
Messenger RNA from Microplitis mediator, 929 nucleotides. Its product is annotated as RNA 5'-monophosphate methyltransferase. The coding region runs from base 105 to 830 and encodes 241 amino acids. The record is from RefSeq and is a predicted model, not a curated record. Gene Ontology annotation, cellular component: cytoplasm. NCBI's taxonomy places the organism in Eukaryota, Metazoa, Arthropoda, Insecta, Hymenoptera, Braconidae. Gene Ontology annotation, biological process: miRNA metabolic process; negative regulation of pre-miRNA processing. Gene Ontology annotation, molecular function: RNA methyltransferase activity; O-methyltransferase activity. The transcript has 3 exons.